UCCUCUUGUUUCCCAGUAACUUCCACUGUUUCUAGGGUUUCCGGGGAACUCUCAUUCAAACUCAAAAGAUGGGGAAGAAAAAGGAAAAAACUUUUAAUGAGCCCGAAUCGACAGUUGAUUUAAAGUCAAUGAUUCAUGAAAAUGCUUUGUUCUUUGACAAAUUGGUUGAGUUAAUCCCUGCAAGGUUUUAUCUUCCAGAUGAAAAAGAUAAACCUUGGUAUCAGGGUCUUAGCAAGGCCGAAAAGGCUUCUGCCAAGAAACAAUCAAGAGAAAACAUUAAAAAAGCCCGGAGAGAUAGGUUAGAUCCUGAGAAGUCGUCGAAAACGACUCUCGAUUUGUUGAAAGAGAAUUUGGAAAAGGAGAAACUUAGUAAGGAGAGUGAUGGUGAGGAGGAAAUUGAGGUUAGACCUAUAAUGUCUGAUUUAGAUGGUGCUGAGGAACGGGCGGUUACUUAUGAAGAACUUAGGCAAAGGCUUCGUAGGAAAAUCGAGGAGCUUCGUGGUGGGAGAAAUAGUGCGGGUUCGGAUAAAGGGAAGAAGAGGAAUGAGAGGAAUGAUAAGAAGGGUAAUGUUCAAAUGAAGCGAAAGAGGGAUAGCGGAGUCAAAGAAAAGAAAGGUGCUACUAGUAAUGAUAGGGAUAAAGUAAAGAAGGAUAUGGAAGAGGCUGCAAAGGAACUUACUUUUAGUCAUGUUAAACUUGGGGAUGAGGAAAAACAUGGGAAGAAGAAGAAGAGAAAACUUUCAAAGUUGAAGGAGCUUGAAAAUGCAAUGAAAUUAGAAGAAGCUAAGAAAGAUCUUGAGAAAGGUGAGGUUAUUGCGAGGAAGCAAUCAUGGAAGUCAGCUAUGGAUAGAGCUGCAGGGAUUAAGGUUCAUGAUGAUCCAAAGUUGUUGAAACAGAGUAUACAGAAAGAGAAGAAGAUGCAUCAAAAGAAUGUUGAGAAGUGGAAUGCGAGAGUUGAAACUAAAGAGAAGUUGAAAGCAGAGAAACAACAGAAGAGGUCAGAGAAUAUAUCAGAGAAAAUUCACCAGAAGAAGAUGCGGCGGAUUGCAAAGAGAGAGAAAAAGCUGUUGCGGCCAGGGUUUGAAGGUCGGAAGGAGGGUUUCAUUAAUGAAGGGUCAAGCUGAGGUUCAUUUCUUUUAAUUUUUCCAUAGCCUAUGGGCUCAAUAUGUCUCUUGACUGUUCCUUUUUGAUAGAGCUGUCAUUAACAUCAUAUUAUUGCUCAAGGAAGAUUACAUGUUACCCUUCUUUAUUCUACCUAAAGAAAGUGGAUCAAUUAUUCAAGAGCUGAAUUUGGAUUAAUAUACUGCAAAAUGCUUGUGUUCUGAUUGUUUUAUGGUCCUAUCUCUGCCCUUUGAAAGUAGUCUCCUAUGAGCUUCAGUAAUCUCAAUUUAUACUGCUUCUAACAUAGCUAAUUAUUAUUCUACCCCACAAAAAAACCAUUGCUAAUUAUUUGGGUGCUUCGUUUAGACAAAUAUUGAUAGAAAAAACUAUUGCACGAAUGGAUCAAUGUAGAAUGGAAAAGCACUGCUUGUGUAAAUAUUUCUCUUGUUACAUGGCUGAGUUCCUUGUGUAAUUUGGGCAUAAAAAUGGAAUAAGGAAAGAAUUUAAACUAAGGAUUUGCAAGGGAUUAUCCCAUGAUUCCCAUCAAACCAUGGAACAUCAUUACUUGAAAGAAUAUUUUGCCAAAAUCCCAAAAACUUGGCAGAUGUUUCUUGUUUAAACACAAAUUAAAACGAGCCUUUCUGACAGUAUCUUCUGUUUUCAAGUAUGAAACUUGAAAACUUGAUAAAGGAGGAAUUGGUUUUCUAUUGGAACCUUUGUUUCUGAAGUUCAGGUAAAUAUC
Molecule: messenger RNA, 1843 nt
Organism: Durio zibethinus
Lineage: Eukaryota; Viridiplantae; Streptophyta; Magnoliopsida; Malvales; Malvaceae
Biological process (GO): ribosomal small subunit biogenesis; ribosomal large subunit biogenesis
Cellular component (GO): nucleolus
Molecular function (GO): RNA binding; DNA binding
Source: RefSeq, a predicted model, not a curated record